AUGGUUCGAUUGCGAUCUGGUCUGGUUGCUGGUGAAUACGAAGCGUUGCAAACUUCUGAUCAAAGGGACUCGACGAGGCAACCCCCCGCCGUCUCAAACGAUCAGGAACGCGUCACAGCGUUGCAACAAUAUAUGCAAGAUCUGAGAACUAGGGUCAAAGACGUCAUGCAAGCAAUGAAAGGGAAGGGCCAGGCCACAGUGAACGAUCUGGUAGAAGAUGUGGACGAUAAGGUUGCCCUCACAGCCUUUAUGGGAGGACUACAGACUUUUAAGUUCCUAUUUUUCUUAUCAAAAGAAGCCCCUACAAGCAUGACAGAGUUGAUGGUUAGAGCGUGGAAGCACAUGAAUGCACGAAAAAACAAAAAUGGUGAAGAUAAGAGGUCGGAGAAGAAGAGGCCAGCACCUAACACUAGGGAGGAAAAGGAAUCGAAGUACAAGAAAUUCUCAAACAACCAGGCUGACAGAUCGUCUCACCGCCCAGUGAGCCCAGGCAGAAGAUUGUUUCAACCUCAAAACCAGAUCGAGAACCUUGUUCAUAAAGGUCAUUUACGUAAAUUCACAACUAGAAAUGGAAAAGGAGGCUCCAACCCAGCCUGGGAGGGCCGAGAUGAUCGCCCUCCUCAACACCAACCAAUGGGUGAGAUCAAAGUUAUAUCGGGUGGCUUCGCUGGUGGUGGUGAGACAAGUUCGGCUCGGAAGGCUCAUGCUAGGAGAAUUCGGAAUUUUUCAAAGGUGAAUGAAGUUGGAAUGACAAGUCCUCCAACAAAAUUACCUCGAGUUGAGGAGUCGGUCAUAACCUUUUCUGAAGAAGAUGACAAGGGAAUUCACCAGCCCCAUGAUGACCCUCUGGUAGUUUCCAUGGUCGUUGCUAAUUUCACUGUUCGACGAAUACUGAUAGACAAUGGUAGCUCGGCUGACAUACUAUUUCUUAGGGCGUACGAGAAAUUGAAAAUUGGCCGAGAGAAGCUCCGACCCAUGAAGUCACCACUGGUGGGAUUUUCAGGCGACAAAGUAUAUCCACUGGGGGCAGUUACCCUUCCAGUUACUGCAGGAGCCAAUCCAAAGCAGGUCACUGUAAUGGUGGACUUUGUAGUGGUGGACUGCCCAUCAUCAUAUAAUUUUAUCCUGGGGAGGACAACAUUGAAUACCAUGAAAGCAAUCACGUCCACUUACCAUCUCCUGAUGCGUUUCCCAACUGAAUAUGGUAUGGGAGAGCUAAGAGGGGACCAAACAAUAGCUCGCGAAUGUUAUGUCGCCUCUCUCAGAAAACAAAAUUGCAAGAGGCAUUUACGAUUGAAGGGCUGGAAGGGAAAGAUAGACCAGACUUUCAUAGAGCGGAACCUACAGAAGAGCUAG
Messenger RNA from Cornus florida, 1356 nucleotides. RefSeq lists its product as uncharacterized. The transcript has 4 exons. The record is from RefSeq and is a predicted model, not a curated record. The coding region runs from base 1 to 1356 and encodes 451 amino acids. NCBI's taxonomy places the organism in Eukaryota, Viridiplantae, Streptophyta, Magnoliopsida, Cornales, Cornaceae.